AUGGCCUACACAGACGAUGCUGUGAAAGCAAAGCUUUCAGCUCUGAACGAGACCCAGGAGAGCAUUGUCACCGUCGCGCAAUGGGUCAUGUUCCAUAGGCGGCAUGCCGAGAAGACUGCUCAGAUCUGGCUCCAGAAGAUUCGCGACUCGCCGCCCCCUAAGCGUCUGAAUCUCGUUUACCUGGCAAAUGAGGUUGCACAGCAAUCAAAGGCCCGUGGAAAGGAAGACUUCCUCAUCGCAUUCUCGCCGAUCGUUGCGGAGGCUACAGCGGCGGCAUACAAAGGCUCCUCGAAUGAUAUUCAACAGAAGAUCCGCCGAGUUGUGGAUGUAUGGAGACAGCGCCAUGUUUUCGAAAUUCCGAUCCUGGAUGCCGUGGAGGCACGCGUGAAUGGUCAGAUCAGCAAACCCUCGUUCUCUUGGACAUACGUCUUGGAUCACGCGACUAACUUUAUCGCAUCAACAGAUAUCGACAAGAACCGCCUUACUACCAAAAAACAACCUCUCGGUGGCUCUUUCUUCAAGGAUUCCUCUGCGGGAUCUACUCCAUCCGAACUCCAACCUUUGGUCCCCCUGCAAGUCGCCCUGACAAAAGCGGCCAUGACUUCCAACACCUCGGCCACAACUGCCAGCACCGAGUAUAUCAAGUUGAACGACCCACAAGGCCCAAAGGUGACCCCGCCGGUGCUCGCCGCACGCCUAGGCACUCUUCUGAAGGCCCUCGCGCAUGCCGAGAAUUCCGUUUCAGAGGUCAUCAAGUCGCGGCGCGCUCUGAUUGACGGGCUCGAGAAAAUCCUAGCAACCAACCGCUCCGAGCUUGAAAAGGAAGAGUCUCUCGUGGCGCAGUUUGGAGAGAAGAAGGCGGAGACGGACACGAAGCGACGAGAGGUCGAGGAUCUGAUUAUGCGUGGGUACCAAGAUGACGAUUCCGUUACUGCUACUGGUCAGGGCAACGGAAACGAAGAGCCUCCUCGUCCUGAAGUUGAAGCUUUGACUCCUCCCCCUGUCGAGGCUAUUACGCCCGUUGGAUCACCAAAGCCCCAGCAGCCGCAGGCCAGCCAUGGCCCAUUCACGGAGGACGCGCCGAUAAGCCUUCCACAUGGCCUCAGCCUUGACACGGACAAUGAUAUGUCAUUCGAUCCGUCCAAUAUCUCUCCUGGUGGUGAGAACGAUUUCGACCUCGCUGCAACUGGAGCGGCUGCGAAGAGACGCAAGGUUGCGCACGAGGAGGACUAUGCACAGUUUGCGGGUGGAGAUUUGGAUGCCGAUGUAGCGGCUAUGAUUGCGCAGGAAGGAAACCAGUGA
Penicillium cataractarum is the source of this 1302-nucleotide messenger RNA. RefSeq lists its product as uncharacterized. Lineage: Eukaryota; Fungi; Ascomycota; Eurotiomycetes; Eurotiales; Aspergillaceae. Gene Ontology annotation, molecular function: RNA polymerase II C-terminal domain binding. Gene Ontology annotation, cellular component: RNA polymerase II, holoenzyme. Gene Ontology annotation, biological process: mRNA 3'-end processing. The transcript has 4 exons. The coding region runs from base 1 to 1302 and encodes 433 amino acids. The record is from RefSeq and is a predicted model, not a curated record.